UCAUUGGGUGUAACACCCAUUUCAACUGUGAGGCGUCACACGCUCAGCUGUCCGGCCACUGUUGACAGUAAUGGAAGGUAGAGUAACCAGAGGCAGAGGAGGCAGUGGGAAAAGAGGUGGCCGCGGUGGAAACGACGGCAACAGUUUUGUCGGUGAACACCGAGGCCGAGGGCGAGGAGGCCACCACCGCGGGCGGGGUAAACGAGAUCAUCAUCGCGGCCGUGGACGCGGAGGAGGCGCCCAUGCUGCUGAAUUCCAUCAGCGGGACCAAGAUGAAGGGGACAGUUAUCAGGAGGAUGAUGAUAGCACAGAGGUGUUCUCCAGGAGGAAGCUGGAGUCAAACUGGGACCGGUACGAGGAGUCGGAGAGGCCAGAGCCGGAUGACGACACGCCUACUCAGAGAGGAACAGACUAUCAUGUUUUGCUGGCCUCAGCAGGGGAUUCGUUCACGCAUUUCCGGUUUGCAGAAGAAAAAGAAUGGGAGAUGGACCAGCUUGAUAUCAGUCAGAUGGCAGGGAUUGUUUUGGACCUCCCAGCUCUUACCCAGAUUCUUCAAGAAGUGCCUUUGCAUCAGAAACUCAACCUGGAGCCCGAGCUGAUUCAGGUCUCAGCACCAGCAGAGCUGCCCAGUAUGACUCUAGCACCUAAACAGGAAGUGCCAAAAAUGUCCAAAUUCACACCUCCAUCCGCAUCUUCAAAAAGCCUCAGCAUCAGCCAGAAAGUCACCGUGGAUGCAAACCCAGUGGGGGGCUCAGGCUCGCAGCUUUCUUCCUUGGCUGCUGCUGCUGAGACUAUGGUGGAUGAUGCUGAUGAAGAGCUGGACAAGCUGCUCAACUUACAGAAACCAGUGUCAGGUGAUGCAGGAAACCAGCCUGUCAGUGGUGCAGAAAUGGAGAGCGCUGUUACAGAGAAGGAAUGUGAGGAAGUGAAAGACGUGACAGCAAAGCCGAUAGAAGAGAAAAAGAUGGAGGUGGUGAAGGACAAAGACAUCGCACCUCCACAGUCUGUGCCCAGCAAACAGGAAAUGACUGAGGACGACCUGGAGGACUGGCUUGACAGCAUGAUCUCCUGACACUCAGGGAACUUGGUCAUGGCAGUUCAAUUGCUUCAACUUCCAUCCUUGAAAAAUUAAGUCCACCUGGAAGUUUAUGAUGCUAAAGUUUGAUGCUUCCUUGUUUCACACGGACCUGCCUCCCCCCCCCAUGCUGUAAGAGAGGCAAUAUGUUUUGUUUUGGAGGUGUAGAGGUUGGGACAGUACAUCUCGAACAUUUGUGAGAGUGUGUCAAAACGUUCCUGGAGCACACCCUGCUUCAGAGAGAGAAUUCUCUGUUCCCUGUGAAAGUUUGACUCUGGAGUGUUUUGCUUCAGAGGAAUGGUGACAGACGGGUAGUGAAAGAGGUCAAGGACGACACGUUUGGUUCACUGCGUCAGUUACUUUAUUCAUUUCCUCCCCCUCAUCAAAAAAGAAAUGCAGUUUACCAAAGCUACUACAUACAUAUAAAUGGCCAGACAAGAGCGGGUAACCAGUUUGUCGUCAAUAAAUUCUCGAACCAA
Messenger RNA from Oreochromis niloticus (Nile tilapia), 1554 nucleotides. RefSeq names its product apoptosis, caspase activation inhibitor (gene aven). Gene Ontology annotation, biological process: negative regulation of G2/M transition of mitotic cell cycle. The record is from RefSeq and is a predicted model, not a curated record. The transcript has 6 exons. NCBI's taxonomy places the organism in Eukaryota, Metazoa, Chordata, Actinopteri, Cichliformes, Cichlidae. The coding region runs from base 71 to 1072 and encodes 333 amino acids.